Messenger RNA from Parasteatoda tepidariorum (common house spider), 2454 nucleotides. Its product is annotated as XK-related protein 6. Gene Ontology annotation, biological process: phosphatidylserine exposure on apoptotic cell surface; apoptotic process involved in development; engulfment of apoptotic cell. The record is from RefSeq and is a predicted model, not a curated record. Lineage: Eukaryota; Metazoa; Arthropoda; Arachnida; Araneae; Theridiidae. Gene Ontology annotation, cellular component: plasma membrane.
GUGGUAGGCUUGGUAGAUAGGGAAUGGAAAUACCAGAAGUAAACAACAAAGCUAAAAAUCAGCAUCACUAUCUCUUUUCUAAAUGCAUGGAUUAAGAGCUAAUUUAUUCGUCAACUGAAUACUUUGAAUUGUUUUUGUAAAUUAUUUUGCUUUAGUCAUUAGUUUUUCAUGAUCAAUAUGACUAGUCAAAAUCAUAAUGGCUCAUCAUUGCAGAGUAACCUCAAAGAUUUAGAUGACAGUGAUCAAGAAGUCAAUGGGAAAAUCAAGGUCAUCAUUCACCAGGACUUACCCGAGGUGAAGCAGAAGAAGAAAAAUGCCGAACGUCCUCAUUUCAUUACAGAUGGCAACAAAACGAUUGCCGAACCAGACGACAUUAUUACACCUCUCAGCGAAGAAUCGAGUCCAGCUAGGCACUGGAAUGAAGAUAAAUUUUCAGUGGAACUUUCUGAAAAUAAAACAAGCAGUUAUCCUUUAAAAUUAUUCCUCUGUUGUGGAGAUCUUAUCGAUCCAGGUAGUUUCACUGUUGGCAGGCUGUUUGGUAUUGUUUCAUGCUUUCUGUUUUAUGUUGGCAAUCUGGUAUCAGAUGCGAUGGUGUGCUAUUUUCUCUUCCUACAUGGAGACAUGCUUUGGUUUUCUCUUGUAACAGCCUUCACCAUCAUUCCUACGGUCAUUUUGAACUGCAUAAGCUACCACUUAUCGAUAAACAAGAUGAUUGUCAAACGUUCCAUUUGGGACCAGUCUGAGUCCUAUGUAGUCAGUGUCGCUGUUGCAUUACUACAUUUGUCUCAGUUUGGUGUUCUUGCCAGGUAUUUGGGGUACAUUUUCCUGCACGAGUUGGAAUAUUUGUGGGUCGUGUUUUGCCCGAACCAGAAACGUAAAGAUUACGAUCACAAUAGUGGAAAGUACAUUGAAUUGCCAUACCUACCCUAUUUAUUCAUGGUAGAGGCCAUGCUUCAAUGUCUCCCUCAGCUAAUCAUCCAACUUUAUAUUCUUAUUGAAGGAGAUGGUGUUCUGACGCCUGACACAAGCCAGAUGUUGGUGAUAUCGGUGAUAGUCUCUUUUUUGAAUUUGACACGCCUAUUGACGCUGUGCAUGCACACUCACAAGAAUUUCAAUACUAGUUGGAGUGGCCUGUUCUUCUCUUUCAUGUGGUACUUCUUUACCAAUAUUUCCAGAGUGGUAUCGUUUUCUCUUUUCAUGGUGAAAUUCACGUUGGGAUUCGUCAUACUUUGCCUAUUCCACUGGGUCAUCAUGAGUGUGUGGGCUGUCAGUGCCUUAACUCCUUCUAUCCCCUGCUGCACGUUUUCAGGUUUCUGCAAAAACUGUUACAAGUACUUAAAAGGGCUUUUGGUGGGCUUCAUGUAUUUAUUAUGCUUCAUGGAGCUCAGAAUAGUGGACGACUCUGAGAAAACCACUAUGCCAUCUCAAUACUUAUAUAUUUUCUUUUAUUCUGUGAUAUUUUUAGAAAAUUCUGUUCUGAUCGUGCUGUGGUAUAUAUAUUGUAGCUAUGUUUGGUACAGUGUUGUAGCUCUGUGUGUUACGUUUCUCAGUUUUUUUAUUGGUGUAUUGCUAAUGUAUGUUUACUACCGACAUUUUUAUGACAUUGUUACUUGUAAACAAUGGCCAAAUGUAUUUCUGUUUCCCUCAGCUAGAAAUAGGGUUGUAUGAUCACAUUGUUCAUCUGAAUAAGUGCCAUAAUUGCUCUUAUUGAAUUCUUAACAGUAUUAUGAAUGUUUUUUGUUUUUUUUUUACCAAAGAGUAUUUUCCUUUCUUUAAUUUUAUUGUGAGUAUUUUUAAAUUGUGUAUGUUUUUUUAUAAAACACUAUUGUAUAUGUUUUUAUAUUCAAUUGUUGUUCCUUUAGAAUUUGAGCUAUAGAGAAGAGAUAUCAAUUGGACAUUGGUCUUAGCAAUAAUUAAUGAAAACAAAACGUUUAAUUUUAUAGAAUAUUUUGAAAAAUAGUGUGGACUUAAUAUGAAUUUAAUAUUAGGGGAUCAGAAUUUUGAAAUCUCAGUUGAACUAUUACUGCCAUUUUUUGAUAAAGCGGAUAAAAAAUAGUUUUUAAAGAUGUGUUCAGAGUGGUAAAUAGGAAAUUUUACCGUUAUUAGAGCUUCAACUCAUAGCAUCCUGUUUAAAUGUGAUGUAAUCUUUUUUAAUCUACAACAAAAUUUUUGGAAAAUUUUUUUAUCGCUUAGUUUACAAAUUUAUAAAGCUAUUGAAUGAAAUAUAUUAAAACAUUGAACCCAGCAUCAACAAGUUUUUAUUUGCUUUUAAUUACAUAAGGUAGCAAUUUAGCAACACUUAGCUAAAUAAAGAAAUAUAAAUUUGUAUUUUAGAAUUGAGAGAAGGAAAAAUAAUUUAUUUUUCAAAAGUAUAUGUCAUUGGGACAAUAUCAGUUUUGCUAUUGAUAUUCAGAGCUCUGAAAAUAACAACAUAUAGAAAUCAAGCAAUUUUCA